GGAAGGAAGAGGCGCUGUGCCUUGAAACGCUCGGUUGAGCAAGUCGACGUCGCACAACAAAUCGGAGCUGUAGUUGCAGCGGUUCGUUUCCUUUCCUCCGUGGGGUCCGUGGACUCUUCUUGAGAGCAGCACUCGUCAGUGACAACAAGCUGUGAGCGGUUGCGGUGCAGUCAGCAGCAGCAGUAUCUUUGCGCUCAGAGACUAGUAGUAGUAGUAGCUAGUGUGUCACGAGGAUGAGGACUCGCGCGUGUUGUGUUUGAUUUGCGAAGGUUCGUUAACUUAAGCCGAAAUAAGCCGGAAGUGUAACUCGGCAGAGGAAUUCGGAGACAUGGAACCAUUUGAGAGCGAUCGGGCCUCUUUGCCCAGGAACAUGAUUGAGAACAGUAUGUUUGAGGAAGAGCCAGAUGUUUUGGAUCUGGCUAAGGAGACACCUGCAUACCCUCUUGACCCCGAUGACAUGGUGUAUGAGCCACGCAGCUCCCGACUGCUAGUGCGGGGUCUUGGAGAGAAUGACAUGGAUGAAGAGGAGGAAGACUACGAGUCAUCAGCCCGCCUGCUGGGCAUGUCGUUCAUGAACCGCAGCUCCAGCUUGCGGCCCAGUGCCUCGCCCUACGCCCGCCAGGAGCAGUCAAGCUCCUGCACUAUGCCCUCUAACCGGACACUGCUGCUGGGGGUCUUUGUCCUGGUUGUUGUUGCCUCCGUGGCCAUGGUUAUCUACUUCCUGCCAAAGUGCACACUCACCAAGGAAGGAUGCCACACGGUGAACACUUCCAUGGAACUCAUAUACCCCAGGGCCACCAAUGGGGAACUGUUCCCCUGGACCUCGCUGAGGUUGCCUGUCUAUGUCCAGCCUGUCCAUUAUGACCUCCUGAUCCACCCGAACCUGACCACCAUGACUUUCCAAGGAACAGUUUCCAUCACCAUAGACGUUCUGAAUGAUACCAAGAAUGUAAUUUUGCACAGUUCUGGCUUGCAGAUCACUAAUGUCACUGUCCAGGAUAAAGAGGUGAAGAAACUAGAAUACCAACCAUGGCAGCAAAUUGCUUUAAAGUUCCCAGAGGACCUUAAAAAGGGGCAAACUUAUGUUUUGACAAUGGAAUAUUCAGCAAACCUUUCCAACAGUUAUAGUGGCUUCUACAACAGUUCCUAUGUGGAUAAGGGUGGCAAUAAAAGGGUUCUUGCAGCAACACAGUUUGAACCUCUGGCUGCUCGGAAAGCGUUCCCAUGCUUUGAUGAACCGGCGUUGAAAGCCACUUUUCUGAUUAAAAUAAAGCGAGAGACUGGAUACAUCAGUCUUUCAAACAUGCCCAAGAACCAGACGGUUGAAUUGUCUGAUGGGCUUCUCCAGGACGAGUUUGAAAAAAGCGUGAGAAUGAGCACGUAUCUGGUGGCGUUUAUCGUGGCAAACUUCACACAGAUCAACCAGAUUGCUUCGGACACUUUGGUCUCUGUUUAUGCUGUUCCAGAUAAGGUGGACCAACUAGACUAUGCUCUGGGAUGUGCGGUGAAACUGUUAAAAUUUUACAAUACUUUAUUUGGGAUAAAAUUUCCCUUAAAGAAACUGGACCUGGUGGCCAUUCCUGACUUCCUGGCUGGGGCCAUGGAGAACUGGGGUCUGAUAACGUUUCGGGAGAGGACCCUACUAGUGGGCAAUCACUCAUCUCUUAUGGACAAACAGGUGGUGGCUUCUGUGAUUGCCCAUGAGCUGGCACACCAGUGGUUUGGUAACCUGGUUACCAUGAAGUGGUGGAAUGACCUUUGGUUGAACGAGGGCUUUGCUACAUACAUGGAAUACACAUCUGUGGAGAAAGUGUUUCCAGAACUUGAAAUUGGCAAUGACUUUUUAAGUAUGCGCUUCAAAUCUCUAGCGGAGGACUCUUUAAACUCAUCACGCCCCAUCUCAACAGAGGUGGCCACACCUGAACAGGUGGAGGAAAUGUUUGAUUCUGUGUCCUAUGAGAAGGGUGCUUCAACCUUGCUCAUGCUCAGCUCAACACUGACAGAGGAAAAGUUCUACAAAGGAGUCAGUGAGUACUUGGAGAAGUACCGAAACAUGAACACUGACAAUGAAGAUCUAUGGAACAGCUUUCCCCAGGAAGAAUACAAUGUGGUAGACAUGAUGAACACUUGGACACUUCAAAAAGGUUUUCCCUUAGUGACUGUGAACAGAACAGGUGCCCAAGUCAGUGUAUCACAGGAACACUUCCUCCUCAAGGUGAACAAAACAGCCAAGUCCAGUGAUUUGUGGCACAUCCCCUUGACAUAUGUCAAUGACAGCUGCAGCACCUCCCCAAACUGUACGCAGUUGUUCCUUCUGAAAGACAAGACUGCUACGUUUAAGGUUCCUAAAAAUGUGAAGUGGAUGAAGUUCAACUUCAGAAAUAAUGGUUUCUACAUCGUAAAUUACGGAGAAGAAGGCUGGAGGGCACUGAUCGAAGCUGUGAAGGAAAAUCAUGAAGUUCUUACACCCGAGGACAGAGCUUCUCUGAUUAAUAACCUCUUUGCACUCUCAAGGCUGGGUAAGCUGUCCUUCAAGCAGGUCAUGAACCUUUUGGUGUACCUAGAGCAUGAGAAUCACACUGCCCCGCUGACUGAAGCUUUGUACCAACUCGACCGCAUCUACAGACUCCUAGACAAAAGACAGGACCUUCUGGCUUCAAGCAUGAAGAACUACAUUUUGAAUCUCUUUGUGGACAAAAUGAACAGCCAGUCCUGGGAGCAGGACCUUCCACUCUCUAAACAAGAGCUGCGGUCAGCCCUGCUGGAGGUGGCGUGCCGCUAUGGCCAGAAGAACUGCACCGACCGUGCUGAGCAUGUCUUCCUGCAGUGGGUGGCGUCCAACGGCACUGAAAGGAUACCUGGUGAUCUCAUGAAGGUGGUCUUCUCUGUGGGAGCCCAGAGCAAUGCUGGCUGGGAGAUGCUGCUCCAGACCUACACACACUCAAUAGUGGACGCAGACCGGCGCAAGAUGCUGGCAGCACUGGCCAGCUCUCAGGAUGUACGCAAGGUGUUGUGGUUGCUGCAGGAGAGCUUGCAAGGCAGUUAUGUUAAGACUCAAGAACUUCCCUUAAUCCUCCAUACAGUCUGCAGGAACUUUGCAGGACAUCUCUACGCGUGGGAUUUUGUCAAAGAGAACUGGGGAAAGAUCACGCAAAAGUUUCCCAUUGGCUCUUUUGCAAUCCAGGAUAUCAUCAUGUCUACAACCAGCUACUUCUCCACAGAGCGGCUCCUUUGGGAGGUGGAGAACUUCUUCCGCUCACGUAGAGAUAAGAGCUCCAAGAUGAGGUGUGUCCACGAAGCGAUGGAGACCAUUGCACUAAAUAUCCAGUGGAUGGACAGCAACCUGGAGACACUGCGGAAGAAUCUCUAGCCCAGGUGUCGCUCCGCACUGUGCUCCAUCUCGACUUGUGGAUCCAGGUGUGAUUGCCUGGUGCCUGGGAACGAGGUCUCGAAGGCAACCGCAGUUUUUGCACUAUUAGGAAUUGUAGCUUGCUCAGGGCCACUUGGUACAUGUUUUGAAUUGAGUUAGAACUUUUAACUCUGGGUUGUUCAGCUGCAGACCAAACCUCACAGCUGUGUCUCUGCGUUGAUACACGUGUGGUUUUUUUUUUUUUUUUUUCUUUUUUU
Messenger RNA from Scleropages formosus (Asian bonytongue), 3627 nucleotides. RefSeq names its product leucyl/cystinyl aminopeptidase (gene lnpep). Gene Ontology annotation, biological process: regulation of blood pressure; proteolysis; peptide catabolic process. Gene Ontology annotation, molecular function: metalloaminopeptidase activity; zinc ion binding; peptide binding. The record is from RefSeq and is a predicted model, not a curated record. The coding region runs from base 329 to 3370 and encodes 1013 amino acids. Gene Ontology annotation, cellular component: plasma membrane; cytoplasm. The transcript has 18 exons. Lineage: Eukaryota; Metazoa; Chordata; Actinopteri; Osteoglossiformes; Osteoglossidae.